Molecule: messenger RNA, 3867 nt
Organism: Vigna umbellata (rice bean)
Lineage: Eukaryota; Viridiplantae; Streptophyta; Magnoliopsida; Fabales; Fabaceae
Source: RefSeq, a predicted model, not a curated record
AUCCUUUCCUUUCUGAUCCAUUUGUCAAGAACCAACUCAGUUCACUGCAACCAAUUCCUUUCCUUUCUCAUAAAGAAUCACUUGUUUGUUGUUUUGAUCAUGGCAGCAGCCCUAGUAGGUGGUGCACUCCUUUCUUCCUUCCUUAACGUUCUUUUUGAGAGGCUGGCUACCCGUGAAUUUGUAAACUUCAUCCGUGGAAAGAAAGCUGACAAGUGGCUUCAAAAGAUGAAGAACCAGCUGCUAGUCGUUAAAGUUGUGCUUGAUGAUGCUGAGAAGAAACAAAUCACAGACUCCAAUAUCAAAGAGUGGCUCGAUCUUCUCAGUGAUGUUGUCUACGAGGUGGACGACAUACUUGAUGAAGUUUCUACUAAAGCUGCUACUCAAAAGAAGGUAAGUUAUUCCUUUUGUGACCUUUUUAAAAAGAAAAAAAUUGUUAGUAAGUUGGAAGACAUUGUUGGAAGAUUAGAUGACAUUUUAAAACAAAAGGAGAGUCUCGGUUUGAAGCUGAAUGAAGCGGAGAACGAUCAGCCACCGGAACCUCAGCCAACAUCACUGGAAGGUAGAUAUGGUAUGUACGGUAGGGAUGAAGACAAGGAGGCCAUAAUGAAGUUGGUGUCAGAGGAUAGCAGUGAUAGUGAAGCAGUGUCUGUGAUCUCUAUUGUAGGCAUGCCUGGGGUUGGAAAAACAACUUUGGCACGAUCUGUGUAUAACGAUGACAAAUUGACUCAGAUAUUUGAUUUAAAGGCAUGGGUUCGUGUUUCUGAUAGAUUUGACAUUGUGAAGGUCACAAAAGCUAUGCUAGAGGAAAUUACUCAAAAGCCUUGUACAUUGAGUGAUCUGAACUCAAUUCAACAUGACUUGUUGGACAAACUGAAGGGUAAGAGAUUCUUGAUUGUCUUAGAUGAUGUUUGGAUCGAGGAUUGUGAUGUCUGGAGUAGUCUUACAAAACCAUUUCUAAGUGGGAUUAGGGGAAGCAAAGUUCUUGUCACAACUCGCAAUGAAAGUGUAGCGGCUGGAGUCCCUUUUCAUAGUGCUAAAUAUGAUCUAAAGAUAUUGUUAGAUGAAGAUUGUUGGUUGGUGUUUGAAAGCAUUGCAUUUCCUCUGUCAGAAGUCAGUGAGAAUAGAGGAACUCUAGAAAAUAUUGGAAAAAAGAUUGUUCAAAAGUGCGAUGGGUUGCCGUUAGCUGCACAAUCACUUGGAGGAAUGUUGAGAAGAAAGCACGAUAUUAGGGAUUGGAAUAAUGUACUUGAAAGUGACAUUUGGGCACUUCCUGGAAGUAUCAUUCCAGCUCUCAGAAUCAGUUAUAAUCAUCUCCCUCCACAUUUAAAACGGUGUUUUGUGUAUUGCUCCCUUUACCCCAAAGAUUUUGAAUUUAGAAAAGAUGAACUGAUCCUGCUGUGGAUGGCUGAAGAUCUUAUAAAAACACCAAGAAAAGGAAAGACUUUAGAAGAAGUUGGCCACGACUAUUUUGACGAUUUGGUUUCAAGAUCGUUUUUCCAAUGUUCAACUUAUCAGGCUUUGGGUAAAUAUUUUGGUAAUCGUUAUGGUAAUUGUUUUGUGAUGCAUGACCUCAUGCAUGAUCUAGCAACUUUCCUUGGCGGGGAAUUCUAUUUCAGAGCAAAUGAACUUGGAAAAGAAACCAAAAUAGAUAUAAAGACUCGUCAUUUGUCGUUUAGAAGAUUCAGUGAUCCUGUCUCGGAUAUUGAGGUUUUUGAUACAGUCAAGUUUCUAAGAACUUUCUUGCCGAUCAAUUAUGAAGAUUCUCCAUUCAACAACGAGAAGGCACCAUGUAUUAUAGUGUCCAUGCUUAAGUACUUGAGAGUUUUAUCAUUUCGUGCAUUCCAAAGUCAGCUUUAUCUGCCUGAUUCAAUAGGUGAAUUGAUCCAUUUGCGUUAUUUAAAUCUCUCUAGUACAAGCAUAGCAGCACUUCCGGAGUCAUUGUGUAAUUUGUACAAUCUACAGACUUUAAAGUUGUAUGGUUGCUCAAAUCUGACUAAGUUGCCAAGAGCCAUGCAAAAUCUGGUAAACUUGCGUCAUCUUAUAAUUCUUAAUACUCCCAUAGAAGAGAUGCCUCAUAGAAUGGGGAAACUAAAUCAAUUACACAACUUGGAUUGCUAUACUGUGGGCAAGCAUAAAGAGAAUAGCAUCAAAGAACUGGGAGGACUUCCAAAUCUCCAUGGUUGGUUUUGUGUUCAGAAAUUAGAGAAUGUCACUACAGGUGAAGAAGCACUAGAGGCAAGGAUAAUGGAUAAGAAGCAUAUUUACCAUUUAUCCUUGGAAUGGUCUGAGCGUAAUGACAAUAGCAUCGACUUCCAAAUUGAAUUAGAUGUACUCGGUAAGUUACAACCUCACCAAAACCUGGAAUCGCUUUCAAUAAACGGUUAUCAAGGAACACGAUUUCCCGAAUGGAUGAGAAACUUUUCCAUCCCAAAUAUAACCAAUCUAUAUUUAACAAAUUGUAGCAAUUGUUCCAAGCUUCCUUCACUUGGCCAACUACCAUCUCUCAAGCUCCUCCGUAUUUCAGAGAUGAAUUCAGUGAAGACUAUUGAUGCAUCCUUUUAUAAGGAAGAUUGUUCAUCUCUGACGCCCUUUCCCGCCCUUCAAUCUCUACACAUUGUUCGCAUGCCUUAUUGGGAGGUGUGGAGUUCCUUUGUUUCAGAAGCUUUUCCUGUGCUUAAUGAUCUUCUUAUAAGUGAGUGCCCCAAUCUAAGGGGAGAUUUUCCAGAUCACCUUCCUGCUCUGCAGACACUCGUCGUUACAAAUUGCGACCUUCUUGUCUCUUCUGUACAAAGGGCUCCCACCCUUCGAACAUUAGAGAUAUAUAAAACCAACAAAAUAGUGUUUCAUGAGUUUCCUCUUUUGGUAGAGACCAUAGAGAUAGAAGGAAGGCCAAUGGUGGAGUCCAUGAUGGAGGUAAUCACCAGCAUCCAACUUCCUUGCCUCCAUUACUUGUCAUUACAGGAUUGUUCGUUAGCCCUGUCUUUUCCUGGUGAUUGUCUUCCAGCAUCGUUGAAAACUCUUGAUAUCAGUGGUUUAAGCAAUCUCAAGUUCCCGAUGUUACACAAACACAAAUUACUGGAAUCACUGUCAAUAAAUAACAGUUGUGAUUCGCUCAAGUCUCUUCCACUGGUUAACUUUCCAAAUCUUAUUAGUCUUCAAAUCAGAAACUGUGAAAAUUUGGAAUCUCUUCUGAUCUUAAGGUCAGAGUCGUUGAAGAGUCUUAAUUCUUUUGAGCUUGGGGACUGCCCCAACUUUGCGUCAUUCCCAGAAGAAGGAUUUUCUGCGCCCAAUUUGACUCGUUUCAGUGUUUAUGGUUGUGUUAAGUUGAAUUCAUUGCCCUACCAGAUGGAAACUCAUCUCCCAAAGAUGGAAUAUCUUAGCAUAUCCAACUGCCAACAAAUUGAGGGGUUUCCUGAAGAGGGUAUGCCACCUAACUUGACAACAGUUAAGAUAAGGAAUUGUGAGAAACUACUUAGCAGCCUAGAAUGGAUAUCGAUGGUCAUGGUUACCUCUCUCAAAGUCUGUGGUCCAUGUGAUGGCAUGAACUCCUUCCCAAAGGAGGGUUUGCUACUUCCCUCCCUCACCUCUCUGCAUCUAUGUGAUUUCUCAAGUCUAGAGACAUUGGACUGCAAGGGCAUUCUCCAUCUCACGUUGCUACAAGAAUUGCACAUUGAAAAUUGUCAAAAGUUAGAGAAUAUCGUGGGAGAAAGGCUGCCUGUCUCUCUGAUAAAAUUAAGAAUAGAGGGAUGUCCCUUGCUGCAAAAACUAUGCCACAGAAAGCACCGUAAAAUUUGGCCUAAAAUCUGCCAUGUUCGUGGGAUAAACAUUGACGGUAGAUGGAUUUAGGGAGCAAGGAUGAUGAGAAGG